AUGGCAAUGGAAAAACAAGGGAUCUUGGGCAAUGAUAAACAUUUAGAAACAACAGUUUAUCGGUUUGAUGAAAACCGCAAAUUGAAUGGCUUUAAACGGGUUUUGAUAUUCUUCAUAUUGAUUGUGGUGCUGCCGUUUACCUUGAUUAUGAUUCCUUUGCACCUGAAGAGGCGGGUCUUUGCUGAUGUCAUCUAUCCGGUGGCGGAAUCGGAUAUAAUCGAAAUUCGUGAUGGCAUAUCAUCGAUCUUCUGUAAACAGCAUUCAUUGAAAAUGGAAACCCAUUUCAAUGCUUUUCAGUUGAGCAGUAAACCGGAAAUAUCGACAAAUCACAAACAUAUUCGACUGAAAAAAUCGAUGACCCUACCCGAUGAUACUUUUGAAUAUUGGGGAUUUUAUUUGUUGAAAGGUGCAAGGGUUCUGUUGAAAUUUUGUUCACGUUAUGAUGGCGCCCGAAUGUUGGUGGUUAAGGGUGCCCGAGAAUUGGAUACGUGUGGUUUGCUCGAUCAUAAUCGCAACAAAUAUGGUGCCAAUUAUCCCCAGGAUCAUGAACAAGUGAGAGUAUUCUUUGAGGAUAUUAAGGAGAUGGAGGUGAAUCAGGUGAGCAAUUCCUCCAAAAAACGUUCGCACAACAAACACCGCGAUCAACACAACGAAGCGAAAGAAAAUCAACGACAACAACUUUACAAUCAAUUAUACAAAACCCCCGUACCCCGUCGUCAGAAGCGUGAUCAAAUCUAUGAUCGUAAAUAUACCCAUGGUGGUAAUGCCAUGAAUUUCACCGAAACCGAUGAAUCGAAUUCGGUGUCGAGUUUCGAAACCGGUCUUCUAGAAUGUUUUAAAACCAACAAACUAUCCUUUGGUGAUUUUCCACCCAUUGCUGAGUGUACCAAUCCCCACUUCCUAGAGAAUGGAUCACAUCGUAUGUUGUCUAUCCACGAAAUUGAUGCCGAUGGUUAUUACUAUUAUAUUUUCUAUAGUGACAACGAUUUAGUACGCAAUGAUAUACAUGCCAUAUUUGAUAUAUACAAGCCGACUUUUCUCUAUUCGAAUAAUAGCGAUUCUCAGGUUUGUAUUAAUGCGACAAGUUGCAGUUUUCCCCUUCGCUUCCUUUCCGAUGAAAUUGUCGUCGUUGAAGUACCAACACGUGAUGGUAUCGAACACAGUGAUGAUGAUAUUACAAAUUUGAUCUCAACAUGUCAUCCUCGAACAGAAAUCUAUGCUAUAUUUCCUAUUUUAGUACUUAUUAUUAUUUUAAUUAGUUCGUAUUUGUAG
This is a messenger RNA of Musca vetustissima, 1272 nucleotides long. RefSeq lists its product as uncharacterized. Lineage: Eukaryota; Metazoa; Arthropoda; Insecta; Diptera; Muscidae. The coding region runs from base 1 to 1272 and encodes 423 amino acids. The transcript has 3 exons. The record is from RefSeq and is a predicted model, not a curated record.